Ziziphus jujuba (common jujube) is the source of this 622-nucleotide messenger RNA. Its product is annotated as disease resistance protein Roq1-like. Bases 119 to 622 code for a protein of 167 amino acids. Lineage: Eukaryota; Viridiplantae; Streptophyta; Magnoliopsida; Rosales; Rhamnaceae. The record is from RefSeq and is a predicted model, not a curated record. Gene Ontology annotation, biological process: signal transduction. The transcript has a single exon.
CGGAGUUUGGAUCUGUCAUCUCUAAAAUUGUUAUACAUUCAAAAGGUAGCAAAGAAAACUUUAGUUUUCAUCGAUCAAUUACGCUUUUACUCGUUGUUUUGGAGGUUAUAUUGUAAACAUGGCUUCUUCUUCUCUUUCUUUGGUAAUCCCCCUCAAAGAAAAGCAUGAGUUUCAAGAAAAAUACCAUGUGUUCCUGAGUUUCAGAGGUGAGGACACUCGCAAUAUAUUUGCUAGUUAUCUUUAUGAAGCUUUAUGUGCAAACCAAAUCUUGACUUUCAUGGAUGAUCAUGAACUUGAGAGAGGUGAUGAAAUUUCACCAACACUUCGCAAAGCAAUUCAGGAAUCCAAGAUUUCAAUAAUCAUUUUUUCGAAAAAUUAUGCUUCAUCCACAUGGUGUUUGGAUGAACUUGUGCACAUACUUGAAUGCAAGAAAAAAUUUGGACAGACUGUUGUGCCAAUCUUUUACGGCAUAGAUCCAUCGGUUGUACGAAAACAGAAUGGGAGUUAUGAAGUUGCAUUUGCUCAACUUGAACAACCUUUCAAGGCCAAGGAUGGAAUGGAGAAGGUGAAACAAUGGAGGGCUGCUUUAACAGAAGCGUCCAAUCUAUGUGGGUUGGAUUAA